GAGCGGAGUCAACCUCGGUAGUCGUUGUCCCGCUGUCCUGGCGCACCAUCCCCGAUCGCCCCUUUGGUCUCUAUCCUCGCACCAUCGCUCCAUACACUACCUCCGCAUUGCUCAUCUCCACUGAGUGUACAUCGCAGGCCAUCGGGCCUGGAAUUCUCAACCACCAUGUGGAAGCCGUCGCAGCGGCUGAUGGAAACCAUCAGCCAUUAUGCCAGCUUCCCCGCCACGGGCGUGUCCCUGCGCCAAAUGGUCCAGUUUGGCGACAGACCCUCCACCGGCACCCUGUUCCGCGCCUCGCAAUUCCUGUCGGAAGAACUCCCCAUUCGCCUAGCCCAUCGUGUCCAGGAUCUUGGCGAGCUCCCCGAUGGGCUCAGUGAGAUGCCUUCCAUCAAGAAGGUCCAGGACUGGUAUGCGCAGUCGUUCGAGGAAAUCAUUACUCUCCCUCGACCGACUCUGAGCCAAGAAGUGAAACAACGUCUGCUGCGACCCGGCCGAAUGAACGGCAGUCAUUCCAAGAUCCUCUCGGAAGCGACCCAAAACCCUAGCAUCAAAGAGGGACAGUAUCGGUCCUCUCCCACAUCUGCAACGAAUGGCCAUACCAAUGGAAAGGCGGCGGCUGCCGCCCGAAGAUACUUUGUGCCGUCCGACGAUCAAGGUAAUUGGCCACCGGAACUGAACGACUACAACGAACGCUUCGCCAAGACACUGCAACAGAUCAAACGUCGCCACGAUAGUGUUGUCACAACCGUGGCCCAGGGUAUACUCGAGUGGAAGCGCAAGCGCCAGCGUUUGCAAAUCGACUCCACCGUCCAGUCCUUCCUCGAUCGCUUCUAUAUGUCUCGGAUUGGUAUACGAAUGUUAAUCGGUCAACACAUCGCGCUCACGGAACAAACGCAUGUUCGGCAUCCAAACUACGUCGGCAUCAUCUGCACCAAGACCAAUGUUCGCGAGGUGGCCUUGGAGGCCAUUGACAACGCUCGUUUUGUCUGCGAGGAUUACUACGGUCUUUUCGAUGCUCCCAAGGUUCAGCUCGUCUGCAAGGACGACCUGAACUUUAUGUACGUUCCCGGCCACUUGUCUCACAUGCUCUUCGAAACCUUGAAGAACUCCCUGCGUGCCGUCGUGGAAACACACGGUGCGGACAAGGAGGCAUUCCCGGUCACCAAGGUCAUCAUCGCCGAGGGCAAGGAAGACAUCACGAUCAAGGUCUCCGACGAAGGUGGCGGCAUCCCCCGCUCGGCCAUUCCGUUGGUCUGGACAUACAUGUACACCACCGUGGAACAGACGCCCAAUUUGGAUCCGGACUUCGAUAAGAGCGACUUCAAGGCUCCCAUGGCCGGUUUUGGUUAUGGCUUGCCGAUCAGUCGCUUGUAUGCCCGAUACUUUGGCGGAGAUUUGAAGUUGAUCAGCAUGGAGGGCUAUGGCACGGACGUGUAUCUUCAUCUGAACCGACUCUCCUCGAGUUCGGAACCCCUCCAAUGACAAUUACCAGUCAUGAGGGAUGGUCGUGUCCGGUUCUCUACUUCCCAUCGCCUUCACCCUUUCUACUCAGAACCGGAUCCGCCACCAUCUCAAGGAUUGACGCCAAUGAACAUUCAAGCGGCGCGCGCCCGGAUGCGCACCCGGGAAGUUUCCGAACGCAAGCAGGUCGGUGAUGCCGAAAGUAUGCUCAAUGCGGAGAGGUCGGCAAA
Messenger RNA from Aspergillus steynii IBT 23096, 1691 nucleotides. RefSeq names its product PDK/BCKDK family protein kinase. Gene Ontology annotation, molecular function: pyruvate dehydrogenase (acetyl-transferring) kinase activity. Gene Ontology annotation, cellular component: mitochondrion. The record is from RefSeq and is a predicted model, not a curated record. The transcript has 4 exons. Gene Ontology annotation, biological process: protein phosphorylation; regulation of glucose metabolic process. Bases 166 to 1482 code for a protein of 438 amino acids. NCBI's taxonomy places the organism in Eukaryota, Fungi, Ascomycota, Eurotiomycetes, Eurotiales, Aspergillaceae.